ACUGAUGUUCCAUCCAAAGACCGGGACAGUUUGGCGCAGUCUACUGCUGAAACCAACGAUGACUGUGGAAAGAAAAAUGGUGAAGUUAGAUAUGAACAACAAAGAAAAAAAACACCAGAAACACUAGAAGCAAAUCAAGCGAUGAAACGCAACAUAAAUAACAAUGACACCCACCUUAUGAUGGCAAUCUGGCGCAAAACUGAUGACUUCAACAACGUCGGCUCCAACUGUGACAAAAUUAAGCUCUUAAUCGUUAUCUGA
Molecule: messenger RNA, 261 nt
Organism: Scutellospora calospora
Lineage: Eukaryota; Fungi; Glomeromycota; Glomeromycetes; Diversisporales; Gigasporaceae
Source: the annotation of a GenBank genome assembly